Messenger RNA from Scylla paramamosain (green mud crab), 1880 nucleotides. Its product is annotated as thioredoxin, mitochondrial-like. The record is from RefSeq and is a predicted model, not a curated record. Gene Ontology annotation, cellular component: mitochondrion. The transcript is spliced from 3 exons. Gene Ontology annotation, biological process: cell redox homeostasis. Lineage: Eukaryota; Metazoa; Arthropoda; Malacostraca; Decapoda; Portunidae. Gene Ontology annotation, molecular function: protein-disulfide reductase activity. The coding region runs from base 302 to 697 and encodes 131 amino acids.
CUGAGCAGGGCCACAUCCGCCAUGCAUCACCAGCAGCAGAAUUUUAGGCUUUCCACGCACUCACUCCACGACCACGCACUGCAAUAACGCCACUUUAAUCAGCUCCCUAGAAAAAACAGCAUCCACAAUCAGAUAACCCUGAACUCACACAAGGAAACAACAAACAAUAAACUUAUCAGCUAUUAGUAGGAAGGAGACUCGGACAGAAGGUGACGAGAGUUGCUCAAGGCUGACUGCCUCGGCGUCUCCUGCUCCCAGCGCCGCCUAGCUCACCAUUUCCCUGAGUACUGUGCUCCUAGUCAUGUUGCCUCGACGUCUGUCCCGCCUGAUGCACCCCGUGAGGCGCCUGGGGACCUGCACCACCUCCAGGGCCUCCUUCACCGUGCAAGACGAGGAAGACUUCAGGAACCGGGUGCUGUCCUCCUCCACUCCCGUUGUCGUCGAUUUCCAUGCCCAAUGGUGUGGGCCUUGCAAGCUGCUGGGGCCUCGGCUGGAGACAAUCAUUGGUGGGAAGGGUGAGAAGGUCCACCUGGCAAAGGUCGACAUUGAUAAUGUGUCAGACUUGGCACUCGACUAUGGGGUGUCGGCCGUACCCUCAGUCCUGGCGGUGAAGGACGGCAAGGUGGUGGACAAGUUCGUUGGUCUUCAAGAAGAGUCACGGAUUGAGGCCUUUGUUAAUCGACUCAUCGGGGAGUAGUGGCGAGCUAAUGCCUAGAGCGUAUCAUUAAAUGUUGAGAGUUGGUGAUAUAAGGGAAUAUAUUUAGACUGACAGUGAUAAAAGGUUGUCGUUGAUAGACUGACUGACUUUGUAAAUUGACUGACUGAUGGACGGACUGACUGACGGAAGUGGUGGAGUAAGUUGCUGUGGAUGAAUACAGUGAACAGCUGCCAUACAUGGGCAUUACGAGAGGCAGGUGGUCAGGAUUCUCCAGUCAUUGUCCAUUUCUAGCAUACUGUACACACUCUGACAUUCAGGCACUUGUAGGAAAAUAGCGUAUACAGUCAUGGUCAGUAUUCAAGUAAUAUCCCUCACUCACUUUCACUGUAUUUUGGUGUUUUCCCUCACUCUCAAACCCCUCACUCUGCUAAGAAUGUAUCACUUGCCAUAAUAUGUAACUAGCCUAUCAGCAGAUCAGAGGACUUCAGACCGAGAGGAAACGUAAAGCACAGAGGAAGUGAGUGAAGAAUGUUACUCGAUUUGUGACCACGACCUUACCAAAGCAUAGUAUUUCUCCACCUUUUUCAUUCCAAGUUGCAGGAUAAUAGUUUUCCUUCCCUUAGCAAGUUACAAGAUACAGUAGUUCGCCCUGCGUUCCUGCUGCACUUUACCGUACCACUAGGCCACCCACCAAACCAUGCAAUCCCUUCUUGGCCAUCACACACUACCGACUCGCACACACAUUGUCUUCCUUAUUACUACACCUUCCUGCCGUGUAAUAUGUGCAAUUUGUGGAUAUGAAUCGCAACCUUUUUAUUUUGUGAUCACAAAAAAAUGGAUGAUGAAAAGUACAUCUCUUCUCAAGCUUCCUACAAGUAUACAGUUCUAUAUAUUGACUUCCGCCCUCCUAUCACUCUUCAUCUAGUUCACAUGCAUCUCUGUUCCUGCCUUCACGGAUCACACACUAAUGGACAUGUGAUCACUUUGCCUUCCUGCCGCCUCUGUACUUGAGCUUUCACAUUACCUUUCAUGGAUCACAGGCCUCACCGCUGCCCAGCUGCCAGUGGUGGGACGGGACUCCCUCUCAUAUGCACUGUACUUAACACAGUUUGUAUACUCUGCAUUUGUUCCUCCUUUGAAUGUUUGUACAGAAGAGAUGUAAUUAUGUAUCAUUGCUCUUUCAGUUGAGUAUAAUAAAGUUUUCAUAGCUAUUUUCACUCAA